CAGACUGCUUCUACAAAUGUUUGUGAAAGAAUGGGUUGUUCUCAGGAGCUCAGUGAAUUCAAGCGUGGUACUGUGAUAGGUUGCCACCUGUAUAAUAAGUCCAUCCGUGAAAUUUCCUUGCUACUAAAUAUUUCACAGUCAACUGUUAGUGGUAAUAUAACAAAGUGGAAGCAACUGAGAGCAACAGCAACUCAGCCACGAAGUGAGUGGGGUCAGCACAUGCUGAAGCGCACAGUGCGGAGAAGUCGCCAACUGUUUGCAGAGUCAAUAGCUUAAGAGCUCCAAACUUUGUGUGGCCUUCAGAUUAGCAUAACAGUGUGUAGAAAGCUUCAUGGCAUGGGUUUCCAUGGC
Molecule: messenger RNA, 351 nt
Organism: Staurois parvus
Lineage: Eukaryota; Metazoa; Chordata; Amphibia; Anura; Ranidae
Source: the annotation of a GenBank genome assembly